GCGCGCUGAACCAUCCGCAGUAAAGGGCCAGGCGGGGUCGCGGGUGGGCGCUGGCUCUGCGGGAUUUCUUUUCCACGAAAGAGGUCUGUUGGAGUUCUUCACUGAUAACUUCUGCUCCAUUUGGCUGUAUGGAAAAUGGCAUCAAAUCUGAACCAGGAUGCUAAUGAAUUAUUAGAUUGGAAUAUGACUUCCAGUCAGGUCAAUCAAGAUUGUUUGCCUACUUCAUCAGAUCACACAGAGUCCAUCAUUCCACUGACAUCCCCUACGUCAAUUGAAUUAUUAGACUUACUUAUCACAGGAAGUCAGCAAGAAGAAGCAGAAUGGGAAAGCGUAAAUGCACUAUUAACAAAGAAUGGCUUAAAACCAGUGUUUCUUGUUAAAAGGACGCGUGGAAAAAAUCUAGGCGAUCUAAUCAUUUUUGACAAACAGUCAUCACAAAGUAUUAGACAGACUUUAAAAAGGUUGGUGGAUGACAGUACAAGGAAUCAGAAUAUGAUUCAUCAGCUCAUUGAAGCAAAUCAGCAGCUUAGAGAUGAACUGCAGCAAGAACAAAUCCGAGCUUUGCAAGAAGAAAAACGAGCUAAUGACUUGGAACAAGUCAUGGAGAGUGUAAAAUCCAAAAUCAUUGAGCUUGAAGAAGAAUCUGUAGUCAUGGUUUCCCAGCAACAGAAUCAAGUGAAAGAAUUUCAAAAAGAUCAAAAAGCUGAACAGGCAAAAUACCAUCAGUGUGAACAAAAAUGGAUGGAGCAACAAAAAACUCUUUCUUGUUUGCAAAAGGAAAUUCACAAAUUACGGAAAGAAGAAGAACUUCGUGCUGCCACUCAGAAAAGAGUUUUUAACCGACUUUGCAAACAAGCAACGCAGACUGUCGUGGAUAAACAGUUGCUUAUCCUGAUUGAUUAUUAUGAAUCCAAAAUUAGGAAAAUUCAAAAGGAACUAAGGCACUGUAAAGAAGAUACAGAUAUGGAAGAAGGAGGAAAAGAGGACUUUGUAGAUCUGGAUGGUACACCACAUUAUAAAAACCUCCUCAUGUCAUUCCAGAAUCAACUUAGAGACGUCAAAGCCAAGAACGAUAAACUUUCAUGUGAAAAUCAGAAUCUCCGCAAAGAUUUAGAAAGCAGGCCCUCAUUGCAUGAUUUAAGACUUUAUAAACAACAGGUGAAGAAACUGGAGAAGGCACUUAAGAAGAACAUAAAAUUACAGGAACUCAUCAGAGAAGAUAAAUCUGAGAACUUAGACAACAAAUAUUCUGAGAUCAGCAAAAUAGAAAGCCAGCGCCAGGCCCUGUUUGACCAGAAAUACUUCAAGAUCUUAACCAGGAUCGACUCAAUUAUAAGUAAUCCAAGAGCUCCAGUAGUAAUAUACAAACAGAGCAAGGGGCCCUUCCAGAGUUAUAAUAAAGCUAACAGUCAGGAAUGUGGAUUUGAGCAUCUUCCUCCCACAAUAGAAAUGUGGGCACGCCAGCUAACAUCUCUAAAGGACUUACAUAGAUCCCUGGAAAAACUGUCAGAGAAGUUGUUGCCUUGGCAUAAUGUGAAACAAUAUGAUAAGAAUGAAGGUGGCAUUAAAGUGGAAGAUCUUCUAUUUAUUGUCGAUAACAUUUUGGAAGAAGUUGAACAUAAGAAAAAGAGUGAUGUGCCAUGCCCUGAAACUUUACAAGCCAUUGUUAAUCACUUUCAAAAGUUAUUUGAUGUAACAUCUGUGUCUGGAAUCUAUCCUCGAAUGAAUGAAGUUUAUACCAGACUUGGAGAAAUGAAUAAUGCUGUGAGAAAUAUCUAUGAGAUUCUAGAACUAGAUAAUUCAUCAUCACUAAGUGUUCUGGUGAAUACAGUUGGGAAAUUGUGUAAAAUAAUUAAUGAAGAUGUGGGCAAACAUGUUCAACAGGUGCUGGGGACCCAGGACAUCCAAAGCAUUAUUAAUAAAUUAGAAGAAUAUGAUGAAUUUUUCCCAGCCUUUCAGGCUUUUAUACAGGAUCUACUUCAGAUUUUAGAAGUCAACAACUUGGAUGCCAUUAUUCCUGAAGUAAAGAAAUUAAAGCUAAUUACAAACUGAAGAAAAUGAAACCACCUUUUUUUACUGUGUAAAUUUAAUCUGUAAUAUAUUUUAUAUUUACUUGUAUAAUUCACCUUUUUCCCAUCCUGAAUGAACAUCAGUGGCAUGGUUAAUCAUCUGCUUUACAAAGUUAGUCUCUGAUAUUUUUAUCCCCUAUUAUUUGUCACUCUUUCAGAAUUAUGCAGCAUCAUUUGGGGGCUUGAAUAAUUGUACUCUUGAGUUUUCUAAUUUUUCUUCAGCAGUUCUUGGCUUACAAGGUGUAAGGAAAGCUGUUUAUAUUUUGGGAACAGAGGGUAAUGAUGUGUUAAGUGUUGGUAUGGAGGUAUUUGCCUUUAAGAUUUCCUUUGAGAUCUGAAAUUUAGAACUCUCACAUCUUUGGCCCAAGGGAAGUAGCGUUGGACUUGUUGAUGACAUUACUUCCCUAAUAAGUUUGGGGAAUGAACAAUUCCAUAUCCCCCAAACUCAGGGGAGGAAAGAAAAGGGAAAGGGUUUCAAAAAGAAGCUAGGAGAAAGUAGAGGUGUAAUGCUGCCUAAUUUUCUUUCCUCUAAUCCAAUCAGUGGCAAGCUGCUCCUUGAAUUUAACUCUUUGUAUGCCAUGCCAGGGACAACAUUCUGUGUAGAUAAUCUGCUGUUGGCAGAAGCAGUUGCAGUUUCAAAUUGGAGGGUAAAGGUCAAGGGUGAUAGGUGAAAAACAUUUUAAAAAUUUCUUCCCAUGAUGGGAUAAGAGGUAAGUAAAUAGGAUGAUAACUACCUCAAGAAAGGGUAUGUUUGAGAGCUCAAUUGUAAUAUAUACAUGUAUAUAUGCAUAUAUAUAUUUUUAGAACAUGUGACCAAAAUAAAUAUUUUAUAUAACU
Vombatus ursinus (common wombat) is the source of this 2906-nucleotide messenger RNA. It is a transcript of the gene CEP70, whose product is annotated as centrosomal protein 70. Gene Ontology annotation, cellular component: centrosome. Lineage: Eukaryota; Metazoa; Chordata; Mammalia; Diprotodontia; Vombatidae. The coding region runs from base 136 to 2052 and encodes 638 amino acids. The transcript has 18 exons. Gene Ontology annotation, molecular function: gamma-tubulin binding. The record is from RefSeq and is a predicted model, not a curated record. Gene Ontology annotation, biological process: cilium assembly; regulation of microtubule cytoskeleton organization.